This is a messenger RNA of Sarcophilus harrisii (Tasmanian devil), 3340 nucleotides long. RefSeq names its product suppressor of IKBKE 1 (gene SIKE1). The transcript has 5 exons. Bases 83 to 709 code for a protein of 208 amino acids. NCBI's taxonomy places the organism in Eukaryota, Metazoa, Chordata, Mammalia, Dasyuromorphia, Dasyuridae. The record is from RefSeq and is a predicted model, not a curated record.
GUGACGUCAGUCGCUGUGGGUGAAGACCCGGAACCGGCAGGCGUAGCAUUCUGUGAGUACCGUCGCUGCCGGAGCCUCCGCUAUGAGCUGCACCAUCGAGAAGAUCCUGACCGACGCCAAGACGCUUCUGGAGCGACUCCGGGAGCACGACGCGGCCGCCGAGUCCCUGGUGGAUCAGUCGGCCGCCCUCCAUCGGCGGGUGGCCGCGAUGAGGGAGGCGGGCGCCGCGCUGCCGGACCAGCAGUACCCGGAGGAUGCGGCGGAACUGAAAGACGCGUCCAAAUACAAGCCGCACAUCCUGCUGUCCCAGGAGAACACGCAGAUCCGGGAGCUGCAGCAGGAGAACCGAGAAUUGUGGAUUUCCUUGGAGGAACACCAGGAUGCUUUGGAACUCAUCAUGAGCAAAUAUAGGAAACAGAUGCUACAAUUAAUGAUUGCUAAAAAAGCAGUGGAUGCUGAACCUGUCUUGAAAGCACACCAGUCUCAUUCUUUAGAAAUUGAAAGUCAGAUUGAUAGAAUCUGUGAAAUGGGAGAAGUAAUGAGGAAAGCUGUUCAGGUGGAUGACGACCAGUUUUGUAAGGUUCAGGAAAAACUAGCUCAACUAGAGCUUGAAAACAAGGAGCUUCGGGAACUGUUGUCCAUCAGUAGUGAGUCUCUCCAGGUGAGGAAGGAAGACUCAAUGGAGAGUGCUUCCCAAGUCACCAAAUAAUGCUCACCUUUUGAACAACUGCUGGAGAGUACCCUGAAGGGAAGGGAAUUGGUAGUUAUUUGCUCUGUGUGUGUUGUCUGUUCAUUGUCAUCUUCCUGCCUCAGGUUUGAUUUGGGGCCCAAGGUACCAGGUGGCAGCUUGAUUGCUUGUCAAAGUCUACUUCUUACAAAUAUUCUUAUAUGUCAUUGAAGGCGUUAUGACUUUCAUUGAGCUGUCUCCACUUCUUUUUCCAGGAGAUGACUUUUGCUUCACUUUUCAUUUUGGGACCUCAGUUUUUCCAAACUAUGUUUCCAUCUUAGUUUUUUUUUUCAUAGCUCCAACAACUAGAGCAUUUCAUUAUGAGCCAUCAUAAUUACUUUUAAGUUAGUGAAAUGGAAUUCCAAACAAAAUGUAACAAUUCAGAGCUAUUUGGUUUGGAAAUAGAUUUUGGUAAUUUAGCCAGAAUAAUAUUCUUAAAUAGAGCAAAACUAGCAGUUUAUCUUUUUGUAGUACUGUUUAAUUUCCCUAAUGUUUUAAAACUCUUUGGUGCUAGGAAUUGGGGCUUUGUGACCUAGUGUCCUCACUCUUAUUUUGAGAGUACCUAUUAUAGCCAAUCUCAAGAAAACAUACUUGAAAAUUAUAGUAUAUUGUGUCAGAGAUAGUAAAAUUGUUAUGUGAUUAAAACCAUGGUGUUUUUUUUAAAAUCUUAUAUUUCACAUUGUACUCAGUUCCAAGGCUUAAAGUAUUUUUUCCCUAACAGCUGUGUAGAGUCUAUUUUUUAACCUUGUCUGCCUAAAAUUUUUGAUCUGUUGGAAGUCAGCCAGCUAGAUUUAAGGCAUCUUCUCAACCUCCAGUUUUUAAUAACUUUUUUUAAAAAUUGAAUACAGGUGUGGUUCUAUAAGUUCCCACCUUUCACAUGAAUUGACAGGAGUUCUCCACAUUCCUGUUUUGCUGUUUUCACCUUGAUGUUUUCCCUAAAAGUUCCGUGGAGGAAAAAUUAUAAAUUAAAAUUCCCAUUUGGGGAGAUUGAUGAUUUCCACUUCAAUUUCAAACACUUAUCCAACCCGUAAAAAUCAUACUUUAGCACAGUGGUAUCUUAAUAUUUCUUGAGGGUCUCCUAUUGGUUUCUAAACUUGAAGAUCAUUUAAUGCUGCUGCAUAAAAUCUUUGGUUUUAAAGUCAAGUUCUUCUACCAUGUUUCAUGGUAAUAUAUUUCUUAUACAUACUGUCUUAUCUUCCCACCCUGUAGUUGCCACUGUCCUUUGAUCACAUCUUACCCCCAAGACUACUCUUGGGAAUUUAACUCACCUUUAGGAAGCAGUAUUCAAAUAGUUUUGAGAUUCAGUUCAAGAAGUCCAGCCUUCAUAAACACUCAGCAUAACUUAGUGUCACACAGAGUACAUCAUCUGAAAGAGCUUAUUGUGAAGUGUUUUGUGAUAGGUUUCUUUUGCACAAUCACAAAGAAUUUUAUUGCUAUCAUUAGAGCACUUUACUUUCAGCUCCAAGAUCAAAAUAUCCCCCAGAAAUCACGUGUUUCUGAGUCCCAGUGAUGCCAAUUUAUUUUUCCUGUUGAUGGUGUUUAGAGGGACAGACUCAUUUAUGCUUUGAGAACUGGCUAUUCAGUAUCUGAAUACAAUUUUAUUGAAAGCACUAUUGUCCCUUUGUGCUAAAUAUGUCUUCUUAUCCAACAGCAAAUGAAUUUUUAGUCCAACUUUUUUAUGCCUUAAAGUAUGCCAUCGGUGCCACUUGGAGUCAUACUAAUAGGUAACCCUGCUCUUUCUUUAUUGACCAUUGUCAUAUUUUAGUGGAAUUGUUCAUUGCUAUAAAGUCAAGUCACUUGUUAAGGUGUUUAACAUGGUGUUUACUACACUGUGGUUCUCUGUCAUCUGUCUUUUACUAUUGGAGCCAUUUGAAAUAGCUCUUUACAUCUCAGGUUGAAUAAAUCUGUACAGUGAGUGGUUUAUCCUCCCUCCCCUUUAAAAAAUAAAAUAAAAGUCUUAAAAUGUGUUUCUGAUUGAAAGUAAUUUACAGUGCUUUCAGCUCUUAAACAUGAGAAAUAUUCAUAUGAAAAUUUAUUUUAAUGUAGUUUUUAAGAGGGUAAUAAUAGAAAUUAUGAAGCCAGACAAAAAUAAAGAUGAUGGUACCAUUUGGCAAUCUCCUUGUGGAAAUUAGUAUUCGAAUACAAAAAAUGAGGAAAUAUAUAUCUUUGUGGGUAAAACCUGAAAAUGUGGGAUACACGAGGAUCCACAUUGGAUACCUGUAAAGAUAAUCUUGCCUUUAAAAACUGCCACUUCUUGUGACUGUGCCUUAGUUUGUCUUGUAUUCAUAUGGGAGGUUUGCCUGAAACUUUUAAGAAAAUCUAUUCCUUUCUGAUACCCCAUGUUUAAAAUACUGUUAAAUUUUCUAGAAGUCCAUUAGCACACAAAAAUUUUUGAAGUUUACCAUUUUUCCACAAAUAUCCAGCCUAAUAGAGUUAUAUUAAAAAAUGGAUGUUCCUUUUUAUAAAUUUAAAAAAUUUAACUUUUAAAAAAUACAUAUUUCUUUAGUGCCAGCACACAAUCUGUAUUGCGUAUCUCAUAUAGUAACUGCCUGAAAUUAUCUGAAUUUGGAACAUCUUGAAGAAUUCUGAUUUUCUAACAAAGUGUUUGGAUCG